Portunus trituberculatus (swimming crab) is the source of this 348-nucleotide messenger RNA. RefSeq names its product extensin-like. The record is from RefSeq and is a predicted model, not a curated record. Lineage: Eukaryota; Metazoa; Arthropoda; Malacostraca; Decapoda; Portunidae. The transcript has 3 exons. Bases 1 to 348 code for a protein of 115 amino acids.
AUGUCCUCCCACUCUCGCGGCUCAAGGAACACUGAAGAGGCGGGGAGACUGGGAGAGGCGGUGGCGCGGGAACCCAGGGAGAAGCCUGUCACCCCGCAGCCAACCCUCACACCUCUCAACCCUCCCCUUACAAACACCUGCAGUACACUCCCCACCUCUCACACACUCCCCUCACCAUGUACUCUCCCCAACCCCCCUAGCACCUACCCUCAGCACCAAGAACACCACAGCACAGCACAGCACAGCGGCGACCCUCCUCCCGCCACCCACACCCACACGUCCUCUCCACCCACCCUGCCACCCACCACAGUCCUGCCACAGCCCCGCCCUUCCCCCAUCCAUCAAUGA